AUUGCAGCACCAUCACUGUGAAUUAACCCUGCAUUCACAUUAGUUAAAUCCAGCAGGUAGAGCAAGGUGCAAUUAGGAGCCAUCAUGUCCAAAAGCAAGAGUUCUGAGUCUGUCAAGGUUGUGGUGCGAUGUCGCCCUAUGAAUGACAAGGAGCGUGCUGCCAACUUUGAGAGGGUGGUCUCCAUUGAUGUAAAACUAGGCCAGAUUAUAGUACGUAACCCCAGAGGUGGGUCCUCUCAUGAGCACCCGAAAGUUUUCACCUUUGACUCGGUCUAUGACUGGAACUCAAAACAGGUUGACCUUUAUGAUGAGACUUUUAGGCCAUUGGUGGACUCCGUCCUGCUUGGCUUUAAUGGUACCAUCUUUGCUUAUGGACAAACAGGAACAGGAAAGACCUUCACUAUGGAGGGGGUGCGCAAUGACCCUGAAAAGAGAGGAGUCAUUCCCAACUCCUUUGAGCAUAUUUUUACUCACAUUUCUCGCUCCCAAAAUCAGCAAUACUUGGUCAGGGCAUCUUACCUAGAGAUCUACCAGGAGGAGAUUAGGGACUUGUUAGCCAAGGACCAGUCACGACGUUUGGAGCUGAAAGAAAGGCCUGACACUGGUGUUUAUGUCAAGGACCUUUCAUCAUUUGUUACUAAAAGUGUUCGGGAGAUUGAGCAUGUCAUGAAUGUCGGAAACCAGAACCGUUCAGUCGGUGCCACCAACAUGAAUGAACAUAGUUCCCGUUCCCAUGCCAUAUUUGUAAUCACUAUCGAGUGCAGUGAGCUAGGUUUAGAUGGUGAGAACCACAUUCGGGUUGGGAAACUUAACUUGGUCGACCUGGCAGGAAGCGAAAGACAGACCAAGACUGGCGCCCAGGGAGAAAGAUUAAAAGAAGCCACCAAGAUCAAUCUUUCCUUGUCUGCUUUGGGUAAUGUCAUUUCUGCAUUAGUGGAUGGAAGGAGCACCCACAUUCCAUACAGAGACUCCAAGCUCACACGUCUGCUCCAGGACUCACUUGGAGGCAAUGCCCGAACUGUCAUGGUGGCUAACAUUGGACCGGCUUCGUACAACGUUGAGGAGACUCUCACAACUCUGCGGUACUCCAACCGUGCCAAAAACAUCAAGAACAAACCUCGCAUUAAUGAGGACCCCAAGGAUGCUCUUUUGCGAGAGUUUCAGGAGGAGAUCGCUCGUCUAAAACAGCAGCUGGAAAAACAGGGGAAGAAGAAAUCGGGCAAGAAGAAGGACAAAAUGAGAAGGAGGAGAGUCGGAGAGGAGGGAGAGGAUGACGAUGUAGAAGACGAGGACGAUGACGAAGAAGUAGAAGUUGGAGAUAGGAAUAGAACUGAUUAUUGGCGGGAGCAACAGGAUAAGUUGGAGAAGGAAAAGAGAGCCAUUCUGGAUGACCAUAGCUUGGUGGCGGAGGAUAAACAGCGACUCCUCUUUGAGAAGGAGAAAAAAAUGGAUGAUCUUAGCAGAGAAAAGGAGGCAUCUGAGAUGCUGGCAUCCAAAAUCAAGGCUAUGGAGAGUAAGCUGUUGGUUGGAGGGAAGAACAUUGUUGAUCACACUAAUGAGCAGCAGAGAAUUUUAGUCCAAAAACGACAAGAAAUCGCAGAACAGAAGAGGCGUGAGCGGGAGAUGCAGCAGGAGGUGGAUUGCUGGGAUGAAGAGACGCUCGAGCUGAAAGAGACGUACAGCUCUCUGCAGCAGGAAGUAGACAUCAAGACCAAGAAGCUGAAAAAGCUCUUUGCCAAACUACAAGCAGUAAAAGCAGAGAUCCAUGAUGUCCAAGAGGAACACAUUAAAGAGAGACAAGAGUUGGAACAGACGCAGAAUGAACUGACCAGAGAAAUUAAACUGAAGCACUUGAUCAUCGAGAACUUCAUCCCGCUGGAGGAGAAGAAUAAAAUUGUCAUGAGGGCCAUCUUUGAUGAAGACGAUGACACUUGGAAAAUGAAACCUAUUACCCGUGUUCAAGAUGAUCAGCAGAUGAUGUCGAGACCUGUGUCUGCUGUGGGCUACAGAAGACCGCUGUGUCAGCAUGCCCGCAUGGCCAUGAUGAUGCGGCCAGAUGCCAGAUAUAGGGCUGAGAAUCUUUUAAUGCUGGAACUAGACUUACCCACACGCACUACUAAGGAUUAUGAAGAGCCUGUGAUCGCUCCGAAAGUGGCUGCAGCUCUAGAGGAUGCGCUGAGGGAGGAGGAUGAGAUCCAGGUGGAUGCUUCAGCUUUGGUUCCUGACGUGUUCACAAAGAAACCAAAAUCAGGCCGUCCUAAAACAGGAAAGAAGGCAAGCACUCCCACUUCAGCCCACAGCCCCUCCAGCUCAGGAUACCCUCUGUACCCUCAGUCUCGAGGUCUUGUGCCUAAAUGAUGCCACUACGUCCUCACCCAUUUCAUCCUCCUUCCAGAGCUAGGAGUCACGGAGGCCUCGGGCAUUAUGGCACCACGGAGCUGACGGUUAAUGGUAAUACAAUAUAUGUGUCGAAAAUGCUCAUAGGAAUGCAGAACGUGCUACUACUACUUCUCCGUGUUAUUUGAUAUGAAGAGCAGAUUCCCAGAUCCUUUCCUCCCUGACUUGUACUACCUGAGUCAUGCUGCUGGUGGGAUUAAGACACACAAGGGUGCAAAUAUAAAGGAUAGAAAGCACUAGAAAAUACUAGCUUUUCUAAGUUAAAAGGAAUGAAAGUGCUGUUGUGUGGUCAUGUUUGUCUUCACGUCUGUAGAUGUCUCAUAUAGAGAACCAAAAAAAGUGUAACUUGUCUAAUUUAAGUGUUCAGUCUUACUGAUGACUGUAAACAUCCCUGUUCUUAAACACAGUGAAACACAGAUUGACUUGGAGGGUUUUAAUCUUAAGGCGGCAUUCAAAUGAUGAGCAUUUUGUGCUCACUGCAAUGAGGCUGGACGCAUAUUGCAGCUCAGCGCAAUGUUUACAUCUUCUACAUGAUACGCGGCAAAUCCGCUUUCUGCUGGCUGUCCCCCAGAGGGGCAAGUCUAAAAACAAUACACAAUAUUGACAGGUUAGUCACAUGCAGUAUUUUUGAUCAUGCAUUUUCUAAAACAAAACAAGAGUGCAAACCCAGUCUUCACGGUUUAGUUUACUAGUCGUCAUGCUGUAUUUUUAUUUUGUCUGUAUUCGACUUCUACGUCCGUGCUUGACUUCUG
Molecule: messenger RNA, 3149 nt
Organism: Trichomycterus rosablanca
Lineage: Eukaryota; Metazoa; Chordata; Actinopteri; Siluriformes; Trichomycteridae
Gene: kif3b
Product: kinesin family member 3B
Exons: 8
Coding region: 85-2358 (757 amino acids)
Biological process (GO): mitotic spindle organization; microtubule-based movement; spindle elongation
Cellular component (GO): microtubule associated complex
Molecular function (GO): microtubule binding; ATP binding; microtubule motor activity
Source: RefSeq, a predicted model, not a curated record